Messenger RNA from Penicillium subrubescens, 870 nucleotides. RefSeq names its product carbon-nitrogen hydrolase family protein. Lineage: Eukaryota; Fungi; Ascomycota; Eurotiomycetes; Eurotiales; Aspergillaceae. The transcript is spliced from 4 exons. Gene Ontology annotation, molecular function: hydrolase activity, acting on carbon-nitrogen (but not peptide) bonds, in linear amides. The coding region runs from base 1 to 870 and encodes 289 amino acids. The record is from RefSeq and is a predicted model, not a curated record.
AUGGCUCCGAUUCGCCGUGUUGCCACUAUUCAGUGGCAUAUCAAGGACCUGGCCAUCGAGGAGAACCAUGAAGCAGCAUGCAAAUAUAUCCGCCAAGCCGCUGCCGACGGCGCAGAACUAGCUGUUCUCCCCGAAUACCACUUGAGCGGCUGGGUCCCCAAUGACCCCCGCUGGGCUGAACAAGCCGGCGAAGCCGCAAAAUACCGGGCCAACUACCAAUCUCUAGCCAAGGAGCUGAAGAUCUGCAUUGUUCCAGGAACAAUCAUCGAGAAGCACGUCGGACCUGAUGAGGAUACUCUCUUCUACAACACGGCAUACUUCAUCUCCAACGAUGGUACUAUCCUGGGCUCCUAUCGCAAGAAGAAUAUCUGGCAUCCUGAGAGACCACACUUGACUUCAUCCGGUGAAGAGCGCCACGAGGCAAUCGACACACCGAUUGGCCGGGUUGGAAUGUUGAUCUGCUGGGAUUUGGCAUUCCCCGAGGCGUUCCGCGAGUUGAUUGCCGAUGGAGCGGAUAUCGUGAUCAUACCUACCUUCUGGACACCACACGAUGCCUCCCCAGAAGCUCUCCACCACAAUCCCGACUCAGAAGCCCUCUUCCUUGCAUCAACCAUCACAUCCCGUUGUUUCGAAAAUACCUGCGGUAUCAUCUUCGUCAAUGCCACCGGUCCGAAGGAGAACUUCCUCGGUAUGUCGCAAGUUGCACUUCCAAUUGUGGGACCUGUGGCGAAGAUGGGUACCGAGGAGGGGGUUUGUGUUGUGAAUAUGGACCUGGGCCUGCUAGAUAUUGCGGAGAAGAAUUAUAAGGUUAGGCAGGAUAUUGGGAAGGAGGGUUGGCAUUAUCUUUAUCGGCAUUCGUCUUUGCAGUGA